This is a messenger RNA of Anas platyrhynchos (mallard), 6295 nucleotides long. Lineage: Eukaryota; Metazoa; Chordata; Aves; Anseriformes; Anatidae. The record is from RefSeq and is a predicted model, not a curated record.
UGAUGUGUUUGGUCCCGUUCUUGCCCUGCGUGUCGCACUCAGGCCGUGUCGGGUCACACAGACACAAGGGAUUUGCAUGAUUUGCUCAGAGAGCUGCAGCGGGGCUGCUCCCACAUCCCUGCUGCGUGGGGCAGGCACCCGAAUGCCUCCCCCAGUAAAUGUCACACUCACCUACAGCCAAAGGAAUCUCCUCUCCCUAAUCUCCAUGGGCCAAAGCAUCCCCUGCCCUGCUCAGAGGGACAGCCUUGCUCUCGCUGCCCCAUCCCCAGGCACGUUGCAGCGCAGCCGGUGCUGCAGGGCUGCUCUGCGCUGUUCGGCUUCGUGUCAGUCGUGUUCCCCUGGUGCCCUUCUGCCAGCUGCCGGUGUCCAGCCCGUGCUGUGACCCCGAGGCUCCGUCCCUGCCCGGUUUGGGUGCCGCUAGGUGGGGCCCACGAUCAGCCCGAGGAGCUGCGGGUGGCCCGGUGAGCCCUGGCCUGGUGGAAAUCCUUCUUGGAGCAGCAGCAGCAGCUUGUGGAUGGCCCCUUCCUGCCUCGCGGUGCUGGGCAAAUCCCUGCUGCUCGGGAAAAAGGGGAACGGAGCUGGAAACACCAAUCCCUGGGGCUGGAGGGGCUGCUGUGGACAGGACUCAAUGCGGUGCAGCAGCAGGGGGACCUCGCCGUGGCCAGAGGGAAUGAAGGGGACACGCAGGAGCCCCGUGAGGGAUGGAGCACCCAGGGGUGCUGUGCUGGGUGCUGGCAGGGAGCGUGGGCCACCCGCAGGAGCAGGGGAGGGUUUCUGUGGGAUUUUCACCCCUCGCUGCGGAGGUCUCCGCUCUGCCCUCCAGGACGCCGUCAGGGCUCUCGUUCAGCUUCUGGAGACGUCGCAGCCCCUGCGUGCACUGCAGGUGAAAGCUGUGGAAGGAGAAUAAAAGCACAGCGGUGGCGUUCAGGCACAAACAGCGCAGCCAGCCUGAGUAAGGGUCACACAAUUUCCACCAGAAAGCUUUACACGAGCGGACCAAACGAGGUGAGGGUGGGAGCGCGCCAGGGGACGAGGUCUGGCUUGGCGUCAGCUUCACAUUCACAUCAGGGGGAACUGGCAAAGGUUUUUCUCUACUGUACUCCUUCCCCAGCUGCAUGGCAGCCGCUGACUCAGAGUUUCCUUGAGCCAGAGGCCGCCUGUCUCUGCUUUUGGUUCCUAUAAAUUUCGGGGGCUGUUUUUUCGCCACCUCCACCUUUCCGCGUGAGCGAAGCGCAGCGAGCUCGGCGCUGCCGUGUUUUGUUUUGGGAGGCGCGGGCAGCUCACCGCGUGGAAGCCCCUAAAUAAACAGCCAAAUAAACAGCCAAAAUAAACAGCAGGAGGGAAAGGCUCCGUGUUGGGUACGGGGCAGCCAGCCUGGCGAGCUGAGUGGAGGUGUGUGUGCACCAAACAGGUCGUAAACAAGUUGCGCUGCUGGUGGUGAGACGUGUCAUUUAUAAAAUUCUAGGUUUGCUUUCAGCUGCCUCGGGUUUCUCACUGGAGGAAGGUGCACCAGCAGCUCCUGCGUGGCCAUAAAGAUCCCCGAUGGAUUUUUCGUCGCGGGUUUCGUGGCUCUGCAGGCUCAGGGAACUGCUCGGCUCCCUGAGCUGGCUGCUGCGAGGUGGGGAUGGGUUCAGGGCUCCUGUGUUUGUUCUGGAACAGAGCUUCCAGAAAGCGCAGGCUGAUUCUUGUCACAGAUUUAAAAAACCCUUCAGCUUGAAAAAUGCAGCAGAAACAGUGUUAAAUAACCUGCUGUCAGAUGUGAGCCCCGUGGCAGAGGCGGCACGGGGAGCUUCGGUCGUGCCAGCUGUACCCUGCGGCCCUGCGCUGCGGGCUCGUUCGUCACGGGGACGUCAGCGCAGGUUGGGGCUUCUGUGCUUUUGUUGCCUUCCAAAAACCCGGCGUGCACAGCAAGGAGCGUUCCCACACUUUAUUUUCAGCCUCCUGACAGGCGGGCUGCAGGGCUGAGUUGUGAUUUGCGGGGCAGCGCAGGGCCUGUGGAGCUUCUCCAGUUCUCCUAAACUGCCCGGAAAAUGACAGGCUGUAAUUGCAGCGUGUGGCUCGGCUUUUUGGGGCCUUGGGAUGCAAACCCAAGAGGCGAAGUCAGGAGUAAAUUAGCUGUUCUUUUGAACUUCAAGGAAAUGUGGCCGUGGUGCGUGCAGCCUCCGGGGUUUGUGCAGUACUCCCAGCUCGGUGGGACCCCUGAAAUGGGGUUCCGUGCUCUAGGCUUGCACCAGAAGGGAAUUCUUCUUUCAACCCUAACCCCAAGGAACCCUCGAAACCUUGUUGACCUCACAGAUUGGAAGACUGACGUGGAAAUCAACGCUCGGGUGCUCAGAUGGGGGCUGCUCAGGCUCCUCCUGCCAUCAGAGGCCGGUGGGAAGUCGGUGGGAGCAGAGCAAAGCUGAAACCUGUUGCGUUCUGCGUAGCGGGGGCUCUUUUAUCACCUCUCCUCUCUUCCCAUUCCUGUGUCCAUGUUUCAGAGCGAUCCCUUCUCCAGCCCCAUGAAGGCACCGCCGUGGCUCCGGGGGCUCUGCUGGCGCACCAGAGGCGAGUGGUGCUGAGCAGCUGCACUUCUCCCCUGCCUGCCCAGCUGCAGCUGAGGCUAAAGAAGGCUGCGAGCUGCCCAGGGUGGUGAGGAUAAUGGAGCGUGUCCUAAAGCCACGGGGCUCUCUGCCUGCCAGCGUGGGAUCUGGUGUAAGCGAGGCCGAGCUGCGGGCUGGAGGACGGCCCCGUCUCCCACCAGGAAACUCUGACAGAGGAGGAGGAGGAGGAGGAGGACGGGAAGGCUCGGGUGAGGCGAGGUGAGGCUGGCAGCUGGAGUGGAAACGUUGGGUCGAAUCUCUCCGGCUUUGGUGCUCUUGGAUUCCUCGUGCUUCUCGGCACCAGCUCGGGGGCAGGCAGGGAUUGCAGCGCGUCUCGUCUGCCCCCGGUGCUGCUCGGCCGAGGGUUUUCGGCGAUGCUCCGAGAGCACCAACGGCUGAGGGCGGCUCUCACGAAAUUCGGGAGGCUCUCCUGGAGGAACAAGGUCGGCCUUGUCCUCGGGGGAGCUCCUCCGAAGCUGCGCCUUGGUUUGUGUUUGAAUCCGAGGCAGAGGCAAAGCUGCUUGAUGUCGUUUCAGUGGAAUUCGGGGGGAUUCGUUAGUUCAGGGCUGCUCGGAGGUGCAAACUAAGGGCUGGUUGUUCGCAGCGCCUUGGGACCUGAAUCUCGUCCUGAACUCCAUCUCUCCGUGCCUGCCAAAGUUUUGCUGCUACUACACAGAUGGAUGUGUUCUCAGCAGAGGCUUCCACGUGGAAGAUUUUUAAAAAGUAAAACAAAAAGCACCUCCAAGCUCGAAAUGGCGCUGCCAGGGGGAACGUUUACAAGGAAGCAGCCUGGUAAACAUGGAAAUUCGGUGAGCUGCAAAGGGAAAUUUGCAGGGUGGCAACAAUUCGCAGCCUGUGAGAGGCUCGAAGUGGUCCCAGCCACCUCGGGCUGCCUGCAGGAUCCUCGCUUUUCCAAGCAGCCUCAGGAAGCUGGGCUGGACCGAAAAAGUAACGGAACUGAUGUGAAGCUGAGGUCUGAGUCACUGACCCCGCAUCUCCGCUGGUUCUUUCAGGGCACUCAGAGCAGGCUGCAGCUGAGUGAGGUCUGCCCUUUCUGGUCACAACGAAUUUCAGAUCUCCUCCCCUCGCCUCUCCCAGCCUUUUGUGCUCUCCGUGCUAAUCCAUCCAGUGCAGCGUCAAACUGACGGAGGCAGCAGUCAGAAACCCUGCUCGGGAAGAGCCUGAGGACCAGCAGCAGGCAUGCACCUGAAAACCGCGCUCAUCCUCCUCGUCCUGGCUUUUGCCACCAUCUUCGCCCUGGUCUGCGUGCUGCUGACCAGGGGACGGGGUCCCGGCACCUGCCAGCACCAGCCCCCGGAGCCCGAGGUCCCGGAGGACGGCCGCAGCCUGGUGUUUGCGGAUCUGACGCCCGAGGAGCUGGCGCAGGUGGUGCGGUACCUGCGGGGCAGCCUCGGGGUGCCGCUGGUGGACGCCUCGCGUGCCAAACCCUCCGACAACUGCAUCGCCUCCGUGGACGUGCAGCUCCCUGCCAAGGCGGAGGUGCUGCAGUUCCUGGAUGCAGGAGGGGCUCGCCCACCCCGGGAGGCGCUGGCCGUGCUCUAUUUUGGCAACCAGGCAAACCCCAACGUCACCGAGUACGUGGUGGGGCCUCUGCCACAGCCGACAUAUCACCGAGAUGUCACGGUGCAGAAGUACCGGAGGAAGGUGCCGUACCACCGCAGACCGAUGCUGGGCAGCGAGUACGAGCAGGUGGGAGCCUUCCUGAAGGCGGUGGCGUUCGCUGCAGCCCCCACCUUCCUGCAAGAAGUGUUUGACUACGACGGCACCAACGUGGCGUUUCGGAGCACGGCUCCUCACGGGUUCAGGUCCGGGGACCGCAAGUCGUGGUUCGUCGUGUUCCAGAACGUGAGCGGCUUCUUCCUGCACCCCGUGGGGCUGGAGGUGCUGGUGGACCACGGCAGCCUGGACAUGGGCCAGUGGGCGGUCAGCAGGGUCUUCUACAACGGGCAGUACUACAGGGACAUGGCUCAGCUGGAGAGCGCCUACGUGCAGGGCCGCAUCAGCGUGGAGAAGGUGAGGAAAGUGCCCCCGGACGGGGACUUCUCGUCCAUGAGACCCCGAGCGCCCUGGGCUACGGCGUUCCCCUUGCAGUACGAGCCCCAGGGUCCCCGCUACAGCCUGAGGAAGAACCACGUGGCCUUCCAGGCGUGGAGCUUCGCCUUCGGCAUGAGCGUGCAGAGGGGCCUGCGGCUGCUGGACGUCCGCUACAAGGGGGAGAGGGUCGUGUACGAGCUGAGCGUGCAGGAGGCGCUGUCGGUGUACGGCUCCAACUGCCCCGGGGGGAUGUCGACGCGCUACAUGGACGGGAGCUUCGGCAUCGGGCGCUACAGCUCCCCGCUGCUGCGCGGGGUGGACUGCCCCUACCUGGCGAGCUACGUGGACGUGCACUACCUGGCUCAUUCCCAGGAGGUCAGGACCAUCAAGAACGCCCUCUGCGUCUUCGAGCAGAACCUGGGCUCCCCGCUGCGGCGCCACUUCUCCAACCUGCAGGCGCUCUACUACGGCGGGCUGGUCAACUCCGCGCUGGUCCUGCGGUCUAUCACAUCUCUGGGCAACCACGACUACGUGUGGGACUUCAUCUUCUACCAGAACGGGGCCAUCGAGGCCAAAGUCCAUGCUACGGGGUACCCAAGUUCUUCCUUUCUCCAUGGGGAUGGUCUGCGGUACGGCAAUAGGGUCUGGGAGCACACGCUGGGGACAAUACAAACCCAUUCCAUCAACUACAAGGUGGACUUGGAUGUUGGAGGGGUGAAGAACUCCCUGGUGGCUCAUGACAUGGCGUUCGAGAUGGCGCGGGCUCCCUGGAACCCCGAGCAGCAGAUCGAGCGGCCGCGGCUCACCAAGAGGGUCCUGGACACGGAGGACCAGGCGGCUUUCCGGCUGCAGUCCAAGAUCCCCAGAUACAUCUACUUCGCGGCCAACAGCAAAAACAAGUGGGGCCACCAGCGGGGUUACAGGAUCCAGAUCGUCAGCUUCGCAGGGGACCACGUCCCCGAAGCCAGCUCCAUGGAGAGGGCCAUCAGCUGGGCAAGGUACAAGCUGGCCGUCACCAGGAGGAAGGAGGAGGAGCCCACCAGCACCAGCAUCUACAACCAGAACGACCCCUGGACGCCCACCGUCGCCUUCGCUGACUUCAUCGACAACGAAACCAUCACCAACGAGGACCUGGUGGCCUGGAUAACUGCUGGCUUCCUCCACAUCCCGCACUCGGAGGACAUUCCCAACACCGCCACGGUGGGGAACUCAGUCGGCUUUCUCCUGCGCCCCUACAACUACUACGACCUGGACCCCUCCAUCUACUCGCACGACGGCGUCUUCUUCACUAGUGAGCAGGACUUCACGGCGUGCGAGGUCAACCCCAUCGCCUGCCUGCCCAAAACAGCCUCCUGCUCGCCCAACUUCCCCCCGUUCACCUACGACGGAUUCAAAAACAUGAGCAGGCUUUAAUGUUCCAGGAGCCGCGAGGCUGACCAACCUGUUAGGAUUUAUUUUUUUUAAGUGAAGUUUUUAUUAUUAUUUUUUUUCAUUUUCCAGUUGUAACUUCACUUUUUGUGUUGCUUUUAAUUUAGUGCUCGGCGCGAGGGGAGCGUAAUUGUCCUGGCGCGCUGCCAGGCGGCAGCCUGACUUUAUCUCCAUUAAUUGCUGAAUCCGGGUCUGUUUUGGGGAGGGUGGGAGGUAGGGGGAAGGAAGGA